AUGGCGCAGAGAGCAGCUCAGAUCGCAGGCCACCUCAAGAAGCAGGGCCUGCUCCAGGGCCAGGUCGCCAUCAUCACCGGCGCCGCCCAGGGCAUCGGCGCCGAGGCCGCCCGCCUCUUCGCCGAGGAGGGCGCCCGCGUCGUCAUCUCCGACAUCGACGCCAAGAAGUCGCAGGAGACGGCCGACGGCAUCAACGCCGCCGGCGGCGCCGCCCUCGCCGUCCCCGGCGACCUGCUCAGCGAGGACUACAUCAAGGAGCUCGUGCGCAGGGCCGCCGAGUUUGGCAACGGCAAGAUCCACAUCAUCGUCAACAACGCCGGCUUCACCUGGGACGGCGUCAUCCACAAGAUCACCGACAAGCAAUGGGACACCAUGCUCAACCUGCACGCCAAGGCCCCCUUCCAGCUCCUCCGCGCCGCGGCCCCCUACUUCCGCGUCGCCGACGGCGAGCCCCGCAACAUCGUCAACAUCUCGUCGACCUCGGGCGUGCACGGCAACGCGGGCCAGGCCAACUACGCCGUCGCCAAGGCCGGCGUCGUGGGCCUGACCAAGACGGUGGCCAAGGAGUGGGGGCCCAAGUACGGCGUGCGCGCCAACACCAUCGCCUUCGGCCACAUCCUGACGCGCCUGACCCAGGCCAAGGAGAAGGGCGCCUUCGUCCAGGGGCCCGACGGCCAGAAGAUCGCCCUCGGCAUCCCCGGCAUGACCGAGGCCGCCGCCGGCGCCGACGUCUACAACGACGUCCCCCUGCGGAGGGCCGGCACCGCCACCGAGGCCGCCAGCGCCAUCCUCGCCCUCGCCAGCCCGCUGUCCAGCUACAUCACGGGCCAGACCAUCAUGGUCACUGGCGGACGCAACAUGUAA
Molecule: messenger RNA, 864 nt
Organism: Thyridium curvatum
Lineage: Eukaryota; Fungi; Ascomycota; Sordariomycetes; Thyridiales; Thyridiaceae
Exons: 2
Coding region: 1-864 (287 amino acids)
Molecular function (GO): oxidoreductase activity, acting on the CH-OH group of donors, NAD or NADP as acceptor
Source: RefSeq, a predicted model, not a curated record